AUGGUGCAGACCGGGUUCAAUGGACUCAUCGCUCUAAUUGUCGAAUGCUUUUUUGCCCGACGGGUCUAUAUAUGUGCGGUCUUCAACAGCGAAGCCAAGCACCACGCUCACAGUUUGCCAGUUUCGAAGAACACUUUUAUAGCUGCGAUCAUUGUGACCCUCUCGUGCUUUCAUUUUAUUUUUACCCUCAAAAGUCUCAGAUUGGGAUCCAUGGGAGAAUUCCAGCAGUUGAUUUGGGUCACCAGUGCAGGAAAUGGAAGCUUGGCGGCAGCGGAUAUUCUCAUUGCCGCCUCCUUGUGCUUUUAUCUGUACAGAAGCCGGACGGGCUAUGAGAGCGUGGCGACGGGUCUAGUCUCAAGCUUGAUUGGCAUUGGGACAGUAAUCACGGCGGAAAAUGUUGAACUACCGCGGUUCACAUCGGGGGCUAUCAUCAAGCAAAUCGUUCACGUGUCUUUCACCCUCCCAAGUGGCUUCAACAAGGAGCGUUCAGGUUCCUCCUCCAACUCUAGCCGCGAGAUGGGGAAGGCUACUAUCUCCUGCGCCACUCAAGGUCAACAUUCAGACGUCCACUAUUACAAAAACAGAAGACGGCGUUAUAUCUUGAUUUUAGUGAGAUUUUUAGCCGAUCGAAAGCGCGUCUUCGGACCGGCCGUUGUUUUCUGCAGUGUAGUUUAUGUCCGCAUGGAAGCGCCUGAGAACGCGUUCAACUCUGCGAGCAACUCUUGGACCCAUUUGACAUUUUCCAUCGCUAUCACCAUGUCGGUCAAUCUCCUCAGGAAUGCUCUUCUCGACGGGCUGAAGGAUCUUCCUGGUACCCGGGAAUUCCAUGUCCAUGUGCUCGUUUCUUCGCCCAGGAAACACGCUGACUUGUACCCUUAUGCGCUCCCUAGACCGCGGUCGUAUUUGCAGGACAUUCUCAUUCUUCUAUCAGAGCAGAAAACUCCGGAUUUGCAGCGAAUUAUGGUCUCUGGCAUUGAGGCCUGUGUGUAUAAUAUACCUACCACAUCAUGCGCCAUUCUCUACGUGUCCAAGGUGGAUUCCACUGGGCAGGCGUAUUCACCGUCUCCGACAUCUGCGCUAGUCCGCUCACUGCUUCUAUUUUAUGCUGACCCUGCCACCAGGCCCAUUGAAGCGCAGCAUCUGUGGAUUCAUCUUUUUGCCCGUGCCCAGAAUCAAUACCUCUUUCCCAACUCUUCAGAGUUUGUGGGGAAACGCCCACUGAGUGACGUGCGACUGUGUGGUUGGUGGAAGGGUAUCUUUACCGGUGUGGCCACAGAACUUGACGCUCGUUCCCAAUCUAAAGCUGUCAUUAGAUUGAACUAUGUGCUUCCCGGGUACUCGGAACUUGAGGCAGAGAAUUCCUUGAAGGCCACGUCGCCAUCUUCCUCCCCAUCGUCUCCACCACACCUUCUGCGUUGGACAUAUGGUCAUCCAUAUUCUCAGCAAGACAUUCCAUUACCUUGUCCGAAGAGCGAAGUUAUGAAUUUGGGUCACUACAUACCAUGGUUCGAUGAUGAUCCAAAGUCCCGUUUCAUCGAUGAGAUCGCGUAUACUACCGAGAACGGGCGAGUUAAAUCCCCAGCACGAAAACGUACACGUACCAACUCUCGUUUGGACUCGGCAAAAAAGCAAUCAGAGGAGGACGGGGAAGACGUCCAGACGUCGGCAAAAAAGGACGAUAGAAAGGACGAGCGUCCAUCGGGAGAGCUGGGAAUUGUAUCACCAGAUGAAUUCUGGGAGCGCAUGUCUUUUCGUCAAGAAUGCGUAGCCGGCGCCGUCACCGGGUUCUUCACUCUCGGAGUAACAUUCCCCCAUCCAGCAUCGUCAAACUUUUCAAUGCAUUCUUCCAUCUCCCCACUUGCUCCUCAACCAGGGCAAGUUUCGUCGCAAAUCAAUAAAAGAAUUAUGACGUCGUUGCAUACUGCAGUUGACUUCUCAUCGACUGAUUUUGCAACCCGAGCCACGGAAUCUUUGGAGGGUGCCAUACGGGGCCUGUGCGAAGGCAUCUCUUCUAUUCCUACGCCUAUCAUUCAAGUGCCUCGUCCCAUACGUGCAACUGAUCGUUCCAAAUCCGAGAGACGCACCCCGGAGCCGUCUUCGUUAUUGGCGCCUCCUCCACCAUCCACCCCGCCUCCUCGGAUGGCAAAUGGGACAAGAAUCGUGCCAGAUAUCUCUCCGAAUCCCUUUCCAGAACCCGAGCCGUCUCUCGAAACGUACAAUUCACAUAUUUAUGGGUCAAUGUGUGUCAGCAACCCAGACAGACCUUCGAAGAAGGCAGAGGCCGCGGCGGGUGUCAAACAGGGUGCCGGAAAUUUGGCCGAUGCACCACAAGUGACGGUUUUGACGGUACGGAAGAAAAAGAAACGGACCGAAUAA
Desarmillaria tabescens is the source of this 2376-nucleotide messenger RNA. RefSeq names its product histone acetylation protein-domain-containing protein. Gene Ontology annotation, molecular function: histone H3K56 acetyltransferase activity. Gene Ontology annotation, biological process: regulation of DNA-templated transcription; DNA replication-dependent chromatin disassembly; DNA damage response. Bases 1 to 2376 code for a protein of 791 amino acids. Gene Ontology annotation, cellular component: nucleus. The transcript has 15 exons. NCBI's taxonomy places the organism in Eukaryota, Fungi, Basidiomycota, Agaricomycetes, Agaricales, Physalacriaceae. The record is from RefSeq and is a predicted model, not a curated record.